AUGGAAGCUAUCAAAGCAACGUUUGCGAAGUGCAAGCAGGAGAAACGCUCUGCGCUAGUCACCUAUGUCACAGCUGGAUACCCGACUGUUGAAGAGACGAUUGAUAUUUUACUGGGGUUGGAGAAUGGAGGAGCUGACGUAAUCGAGCUCGGUCUACCCUUCACAGAUCCGAUCGCCGACGGUCCCACGAUUCAAAGAGCCAACACUCAAGCCUUGCUCAAUGGCGUCACAAUCCCCAUGGUUUUGGACAUUGUCCGCAACGCCCGGCAAAGGGGUCUUCAGGUCCCCGUUCUAUUCAUGGGAUACUACAACCCGUUGCUACAAUAUGGAGAAGAGCGAAUGCUAAAAGACACAAAAGAGGCUGGUGCAAAUGGUUUUAUCAUGGUGGAUUUGCCCCCUGAGGAGGCUGUGCGAUUCCGUAAUCUGUGCACCUCGACUGGAUUAUCAUAUGUGCCUCUCAUUUCGCCUGCCACAUCCGAUUCGCGCAUGAAGCUUCUAUGCAAGAUUGCCGAUUCGUUCAUUUAUGUUGUUUCGCGAAUGGGUGUCACUGGCGCCACGGGUUCACUCAGCACUGGUCUGCCCGAUCUCCUGAAACGAGUCCACCAAUACUCGGGAAACAUCCCCGCCGCAUUGGGAUUCGGGGUUAGCACUCGCGAACACUUCUUGGCUGUCCAGGAACUUGCGGAAGGUGUCGUUAUUGGAAGUCAAAUUAUUACAGUCCUCGGACAAGCUGCCGAAGGUCAAAGGGCGCAAAAAGUCGAGGAGUAUAUUACCAGCGUCACCGGCCGCAAGUUGGAGCGAGAUGCUCAUGGUAAGAUUGCCAAUGUCAAAACAAUCCUUGAAGUCGUCGAGAAGAAGCCUACAGAGGACGAGGAUUUGUCUCAACCUACCGCCGUCAUCACUGAAGGCGAACCUGGUGUUGGUGCUGGAGCGCCUGGUCCCGUCGACCAGCUUGAGAGUUUGAAUGGAGGUGACCCAUCUGCUUUGCCUGAUCGCUUCGGAGAGUUCGGUGGACAGUACGUUCCAGAAUCUCUUAUGGACUGCUUGGCGGAACUAUUGAAAGGAUUCAACGAAGCCAGGAAUGACCCCAAGUUCUGGGAGGAAUUUCGCUCUUAUUACCCCUACAUGGGCCGCCCCAGCAAUCUGCAUCUCGCUGAACGCUUGACGGAGCAUGUCGGUGGUGCGAACAUUUACCUCAAGAGAGAAGACCUGAACCAUACUGGAAGCCACAAAAUCAACAACGCCCUUGGUCAGGUCCUCCUUGCCCGAAGACUAGGAAAGAAACGCAUCAUUGCCGAGACUGGUGCCGGUCAGCACGGUGUCGCAACCGCAACUGUCUGCGCCAAGUUCGGUAUGGAAUGUGUUAUCUACAUGGGUGCCGAGGAUGUGCGUCGUCAAGCAUUGAACGUUUUCCGUAUCAGACUUUUGGGUGCAUCAGUUGUCGCUGUCGAUGCCGGUACGAGGACCCUUCGCGACGCUGUCAACGAAGCAAUGCGCGCCUGGGUCGUCGAUCUUGACACUACUCACUACAUUAUCGGAUCCGCCAUUGGACCUCAUCCUUUCCCCACGAUUGUGCGUACCUUCCAGUCUGUCAUUGGUGACGAGACCAAGGAACAAAUGAAGGAGCUUACUGGAAGAUUACCCGACGCCGUUGUCGCUUGUGUCGGUGGUGGAAGUAACGCAGUCGGCAUGUUCUACCCCUUUUCCAACGAUCAUAGCGUUCAACUGCUCGGUGUCGAAGCUGGUGGUGAUGGAGUUGACACAGGCCGUCACGCCGCCACCCUGAGCGGCGGAUCCAUGGGUGUCCUACACGGUGUACGCACCUACGUCCUCCAAGAUAAGCACGGUCAAAUCCAAGACACCCACUCCGUCUCCGCAGGUCUGGAUUACCCUGCCGUCGGACCUGAGUUGAGUAAUUGGAAAGAAAUGUCCCGCGCAAAAUUCAUUGCUGCCACCGACGCUGAGGCCUUCCAGGGGUUCAGGAUGCUUACUCAGCUUGAGGGUAUCAUUCCUGCAUUGGAGUCAUCGCAUGCCGUCUUUGGAGCUAUGGCGCUUGCGAAGACGAUGAAGAAGGGUGAGAAUAUUGUGUUGAAUCUGAGUGGUAGAGGUGACAAGGACGUGCAGAGUGUGGCUGAAGAACUUCCUCGUCUUGGACCUCAGAUUGGCUGGGAUCUGAGAUUUUAG
Molecule: messenger RNA, 2184 nt
Organism: Talaromyces amestolkiae
Lineage: Eukaryota; Fungi; Ascomycota; Eurotiomycetes; Eurotiales; Trichocomaceae
Exons: 2
Coding region: 1-2184 (727 amino acids)
Biological process (GO): L-tryptophan biosynthetic process
Cellular component (GO): cytoplasm
Molecular function (GO): tryptophan synthase activity
Source: RefSeq, a predicted model, not a curated record